Glossina fuscipes is the source of this 1686-nucleotide messenger RNA. Its product is annotated as zinc finger protein GLIS2 homolog. NCBI's taxonomy places the organism in Eukaryota, Metazoa, Arthropoda, Insecta, Diptera, Glossinidae. The record is from RefSeq and is a predicted model, not a curated record. The transcript has 2 exons. Gene Ontology annotation, molecular function: DNA-binding transcription factor activity, RNA polymerase II-specific; RNA polymerase II cis-regulatory region sequence-specific DNA binding. Gene Ontology annotation, biological process: smoothened signaling pathway; regulation of transcription by RNA polymerase II. Gene Ontology annotation, cellular component: nucleus. Bases 325 to 1569 code for a protein of 414 amino acids.
UACCAACUUAGCGCAAUUAUUAUUGUUAUUAUAACAGUAUUUUAAGGAACACAUGCAUAUAGGUACGUACGUGUGUGCACAUUUUAAAGGGCCCCCUAGACCGUUAUUCCCCCUUGCCUGUCAGCCUCAGUGUGAUAAGGAAGAACCAAGCGUUAUCUCUCAAUUCGCAUUCAAUAUUAAGACUAAUGACGAAUACCCCAACUGUUUAGUUGUUCAAAAUACUUGCUUUCGUAAACAUAACAGAAAUUGUUUUAUUAAAUUCUUUCCACAAAUAUAUAUAUAUUAAAAAUUCUUUAAAUAAAUAUAAUUUAAAUUGGAAUAAAAAUGAAUUGUAACGUAGAAUAUUGUAGUAAAGAUUAUUUUCAAAGCUAUUUGCCGGUAACACCGCCAACCUACUAUGAUAAUCAUUGGCCGGAAGUGUUUUAUGAGGCCGCAUCCAGUCAACAAGAUAUACCGUUAUAUUGUUGUUUACAAUAUAGUGAACAAAUGCAGCAACAACAAUCAAGAUUUCCCACACCACCCAUAACACCGCCACGUACUUUAGCGGCUAAUGAAUUAUUGGUAACACCGCAACAACAGCAGCAACAACAAUUGCGCACACAAUCGGUUAUUAUGAAAAUCGGUCAUAAUCAAAGUCCACCACAACACAUACCAGCGGAAUUACCCUAUAACGUUUGCUUAUCGGAGGAGCUAACAAAAAUUACAAGUCACGAAAACCCCAGCAGCGGUACAUCAUCACCGAGUCAAAGUAGCAAUGAUUUUGCAUGCGAUUGGCUAGAUUGUGGAAGAUCCUUUGAUAGCUUGGAAUCUCUGGCUGGCCAUGUCACACAAAUUCAUGCUGUGGCAUCAUUAAGCGAUGGUCUGUAUUAUUGUCGCUGGCUAGGCUGUCAGAGAAGCGAACGCGGCUUUAAUGCUCGCUACAAAAUGUUAGUUCAUGUGCGCACUCAUACCAAAGAGAAACCGCAUCAAUGUCAUUUAUGUGAGAAGCGAUUUUCGCGAGCCGAAAACCUUAAAAUCCAUAUACGUUCACAUUCGGGCGAGAAGCCGUACGUAUGUGCACACGAGGGUUGUAGCAAAGCGUAUUCGAAUUCUUCUGAUCGUUUCAAGCACACACGCACACAUUCUAUGGAAAAGCCUUAUAUGUGCAAAGUACCUGGUUGCCAGAAACGUUACACCGAUCCUUCAUCGUUACGUAAACAUGUGAAAACAUUUAGGCAUUCGAUACAAAUAAUGAAAUCAUCUAUAGAAACAUCAAAGUCCAAAGAUUCUGAUUAUAUUAAGCAUCGAGAACAUAUGAAGCCGUCUGCAUACAAGUCAUUCAUAGGAAUGUCUUCGAAUUCAAUACGUCGCCCUUCGCAUGCACAAGACUCCUUUUGCUUGGCCAUGGAAGAAAUGUGCCACAUUAAAGGCAAAGACAUUGACAGUUAUUGGUUAAGAGAUGAAGUUGAUGGCCCUACGCAACUUUACUCCGAUAGCUUUAGCAGUACACUGCACCAAGAAGUUGAAUUAUCAAUGGAAUUGGAUUUAAGUGGUGAAAAACCUUUAGAUUUAAGAAUUAAACGAGCAUAGCAAUGAUAUGCAAGACGUGGGAUUACCUUCUAUUUUAUCAAUCUUCUAGUCCGAGACUUUAGUCUUUUGUCUUUAAGGAACAGAAUAAAGAGACUGUUUAUUUUUUCUCAACACUAA